This is a messenger RNA of Vespa velutina, 1459 nucleotides long. RefSeq names its product lipoyl synthase, mitochondrial (gene Las). Gene Ontology annotation, cellular component: mitochondrion. Bases 133 to 1251 code for a protein of 372 amino acids. The transcript is spliced from 7 exons. Gene Ontology annotation, molecular function: 4 iron, 4 sulfur cluster binding; lipoate synthase activity. The record is from RefSeq and is a predicted model, not a curated record. Lineage: Eukaryota; Metazoa; Arthropoda; Insecta; Hymenoptera; Vespidae. Gene Ontology annotation, biological process: lipoate biosynthetic process.
AUCGAUUUCAAAAUCGACAGAGAAAGGUCGUAGUCAUAUUUAAGUACGAUAUAGUACGAGUGUGACCAAUCAAAUUGCGUAUUUAUUAUUUAUACGUCCAUCGAGUACCAACAAAUAUAUAAUUUUAAGAAAAUGAGCAUGUUGCGAAUAACUUAUGCAACAAAUUUAAAAUCAUUCGGUCUCUUUCAUUUUCAUACAAUAUGUGUACGAUGUACCGAGAAAAUUAAUAAAACAUUCUCUGAAAGACUUGAAGAUGGCCCACAGUUUGAGGAUUUCAUCAGCAAUAAUUAUACGGAAUAUAAAGGAAAAUUAAAAUUGGAAAAAGGAGAGAGCAGAUUGAAAUUACCUCCAUGGCUUAAAACUGAAAUACCUAUGGGUAAAAAUUACAAUAAAAUAAAAUCUCAAUUAAGACAAUUACGUUUAAGUACAGUCUGCGAAGAAGCUCGUUGUCCCAAUAUUGGAGAAUGUUGGGGUGGAGGAAGCCAUGGUACUGCAACUGCUACUAUUAUGUUAAUGGGAGAUACUUGUACUCGUGGCUGUCGAUUUUGUUCCGUCAAAACGUCUCGUACGCCAGCACCAUUAAAUCCUGAAGAACCAGUUAAUACAGCAACUGCAAUAAUAGAUUGGGAUUUAGAUUAUGUUGUUCUUACAUCUGUUGAUAGAGAUGACUUAAGUGAUGGCGGAGCAAAACAUAUAGCAAUGACAGUAAAGGAAAUUAAAUGCAGAAGUGAUAUUUUUGUUGAAUGUUUAGUACCAGAUUUUAAAGGAAAUAGAAGUAGUAUCGCAACUAUUGUUGCUUCCAAUCUUGAUGUAUUUGCUCAUAAUAUUGAAACUGUGGAGAGAUUAACACCAUUUGUGAGAGAUAGACGAGCUAAUUAUAAUCAAUCCUUGGAUGUCUUAAGAAUAGCUAAAGAAUGUAAUGAAAAUUUAAUUACAAAAUCAUCAAUCAUGCUUGGGUUGGGCGAAACUGACAAUGAAGUAGAACAAGCAAUGAAAGAUUUAAGAAAUGCUGGAGUAGAUGCUUUAACAUUAGGGCAAUACAUGCAGCCUACAAAAAAACAUUUAAAAGUAAUAGAAUACGUUACACCUAGUAAAUUUAAAUUAUGGGAAAAUAUGGGAAAACAAUUAGGGUUUCUUUACACUGCAAGUGGUCCAUUAGUACGAUCUUCCUACAAAGCUGGCGAAUUCUUUUUAACAAAUAUUCUAAAAGAUCGUCAUCAUCAAGAAGCCAAAACACCCUCUAAACUAUAAAUAUUAAAUAAUACACCAGUAUAAUAUGUAGUAGAAAUAAAUGUAUACUGUUAUAUAUAAAAAUUAUACAAAUUUGUAAUUAGAGAUGUUUGUUAUAUAACCAAUCAUCUAGAGAUUUUAUAUAUGCAGAUGAUAAAUGAUAAGUAUUUUACUCUUAUGUUCAAUAUUUAAAGAACAAAACUUGAAAAUAAAGUGACCAUAUUUUUUA